This is a messenger RNA of Rhincodon typus (whale shark), 804 nucleotides long. RefSeq lists its product as uncharacterized. The record is from RefSeq and is a predicted model, not a curated record. NCBI's taxonomy places the organism in Eukaryota, Metazoa, Chordata, Chondrichthyes, Orectolobiformes, Rhincodontidae. The coding region runs from base 1 to 804 and encodes 267 amino acids. The transcript is spliced from 8 exons.
AUGGCAGAAGCUGUCAGCCAGUCAGAUUGGCUGGCAGCAUUUGAGGACGAGUUUCCCGUCUCCCACCAGUGUUGGGCAGUACUGGACAUUGUUCCCCAGACAUCUGUACGGAAAGUUCUAUUUGAUGGAGAUUUGAACAUCAGUGCGUUUGCUGCACAGCAUGUGGUCCCUGGCUACGUAAUGACCUACUCUAAUAUAUCUUUGGAAGCUUCUGAAAAAGCAGGGGAAAUAGCCACCGUCCCACUGACAAAAAUAAUAAUGGAACAGUACAAAAGGUUUGCCUGGGUGGCCUGGUUUACAGAGAUUUUUAUCACUGUCAGCAUUACAGUUUCUUUUCUAGUGCUUGGAUCUGCAAUGAAGCAUACAUUGGAGGGUUGGGUAGAUUCCUUCUGGAACGAAAAAUGUGAAACAGCUGCUGAACGUUGUGAAAAGUCUUGCUUUCAAUUAAUUAAGAUCAGUGGUGCAAAAAGUUUGACACAAGGAUUAAUUUGCCUGCUGGGAUUCGGGAUUAUUUUUUUGGUGGCUAUGUCUAAUCCAAAGGGAUUUGUUAUUGUGCUUGAUAAAGUCACCUCAUUUGCUUUAAAUCUUGAAGCUGGCUUGUUCAUUUUCCUGAUGCUGAGAAAUUCUCGAUCAGAGCCAUAUAACUAUCAGCUCAAUCUCACCACGCUAACAGGCAUGAUGCAACUUGGUGAUGAUGUGCGUGACUAUGUACCUCUGACCUCCCAGCCUAAUUUCAGCUUUCAGACACCCAAGAAUUGCACAGUGACAGAAGACCCAGGAAGAUCAGAGGUAGCAACAGUGUAA